Molecule: messenger RNA, 1446 nt
Organism: Penicillium egyptiacum
Lineage: Eukaryota; Fungi; Ascomycota; Eurotiomycetes; Eurotiales; Aspergillaceae
Source: the annotation of a GenBank genome assembly
AUGACUACUCGCACUGGAUCAAUUACGAGCGCCCGCGAGGAAUCGCAGCUCAAUUCGACGAAAGGGGUCCAGAAUGAAACCGAGGUCUCUCCGCCAUCAAGUUCAACUGCAAAGAAACGAAGUAAAUAUCGCCAUGUAGCUGCAUAUCACUCGGAAUCUCGUCAUUCCAGCCUCAGUCGAGAGGCCGAGGUGCUCCCUAACUUCCUGGGUUUUCGAAAUCUCAUGGUGUUGUAUGGCGUGCUAAUCUGUAUUAAAUGCCAUGACUACCGCAGGCAAGACGUUGUUCUGGGGUCUAUAUUGUUUGCCUCUGUUCCAUGUCAUCUACUUGUGGCAUACAUCAUUGAGCUUUCAGCCGCUACGGCAGCCAAGCAGACCGUGGGCCGUCAGAAGAAGACAGAGAAAGAGAAAGAGCACGAUCAGAAGGUCUUCCAGUCCACAUGGCCGUACACUGCUUUCCUGCACACGCUCAAUGCGACGUUAUGCCUCACAGUAACCAGCUUCGUGGUGUAUUUCUACAUUCAUCACCCAGGCAUUGGGACAAUAUGCCAGCUGCACGCGAUUAUUGUGUGGUUGAAGAACUGCUCUUAUGCCUUCACAAACCGAGACCUCCGUCUCGCUAUGCUCAAUCCCUCCGCAGACCCGGGCUUGCCCGAAAUCUACUCCUCAUGCCCCUACCCGAGGAAUAUUACCAUCAACAACCUAGCGUACUUCUGGCUGGCGCCGACGCUCGUAUAUCAGCCUGUUUAUCCGCGCACAGCAUCCAUCCGGUGGUCAUUCGUUGCAAAGCGCCUCGCAGAGUUCGUGGGUCUGGCAGUGUUCAUUUGGCUUCUCUCUGCGCAAUAUGCCGCACCUGUGUUGCGCAACUCGAUCGAUAAGAUCGCAAUAAUGGAUAUAGCCUCGAUUUUGGAGCGGGUUAUGAAGCUGUCCACUAUCUCGCUGAUUAUUUGGCUUGCUGGCUUCUUUGCAUUGUUUCAAGCGCUUUUGAACGCUCUGGCCGAGGUCAUGCGGUUUGGAGACCGCGAGUUCUACACCGACUGGUGGAACAGCUCGAGCCUGGGUAUGUAUUGGCGAUCUUGGAACCGGCCUGUCUACUUGUUCAUGAAGAGACAUGUCUACUCUCCGCUGGUGGGUCGUGGAUGGAGCCCUCUGGGUGCGAGUGGAAUGGUUUUCACGCUCUCUGCGAUUCUUCACGAAAUGCUCGUGGGAAUUCCCACACAUAAUUUCAUUGGUGUCGCGUUCUUUGGCAUGAUGUUCCAGCUGCCGUUAAUUAGUCUCACCGCACCGUUAGAUAAUAUGCGCGGACCUGAAGGCAGGGUUAUUGGAAAUUGCAUCUUUUGGGUCAGCUUUUGUCUAGUCGGACAACCACUUGGAGCACUCCUAUACUUCUUCGCUUGGCAGGCCAAGUAUGGGAGUGUAAGUAGGAUGGUGCCGAACAUGGGAGCAUGA